Molecule: messenger RNA, 979 nt
Organism: Cylas formicarius (sweet potato weevil)
Lineage: Eukaryota; Metazoa; Arthropoda; Insecta; Coleoptera; Brentidae
Gene: Prosbeta7
Product: proteasome subunit beta type-4
Exons: 4
Coding region: 133-894 (253 amino acids)
Cellular component (GO): proteasome core complex
Source: RefSeq, a predicted model, not a curated record
GAAGAGGAACUCCUUUGAACAGGAAUGGUGAGUUUGUUAAAAAAUAUAGCAGAGUCACUGUCAGUGUUAGCUAUUUGGGUAUGCUGUUUGGUAUAAAUCUGCAGAGAGUUAAAUUUAUAUAAAUUUGAUAAAAUGUUUCAAAGUGCUCCACCAUUUUGGCACAAUGGACCCGCUCCAGGAGAAUUUUAUAAUUUUCCAGCGGUUUCGCCAAAACCAAGUGAUGUUCGACAGCAUUCCCAAGCUCCAGUGACAACGUCCACUUCACUAGUAGCCAUCGUUUAUGACAAAGGUGUGGUAGUCGCCGGAGAUCUUUUAGCGUCCUAUGGAUCUCUUGCUCGAUAUAGAAAUUGUCCUAGGAUAUGCAAAAUCAACAACAAUAUCAUAUUAGGUGCCAGUGGUGAUUACGCCGAUUUUCAAUAUGUAAAAGACUUUGUUGAACAGAAAAUUGUUGAUGAAGAAUGUUUGGAUGAUGGUCUAUCGCUGAAACCUAAAUCACUGUAUUGUUGGUUAACGCGUAUCUUGUACAAUCGCAGGAGUAAAAUGGAUCCCCUAUGGAACAACUUUAUUGUUGCUGGAAUCGAGGAUGGAAGGCCCUUUCUAGGAACAGUUGACAAACUAGGAACAGCAUAUACCGACAAAGUGAUCUGCACAGGAUAUGGUGCCCAUAUUGCUACUCCUUUACUUCGCGAUGCAUUGGAUAAGAAACCACAACUUAACUUAUUAGAUGCAAAAGCCCUUUUGGAAAAAUGCAUGGAAGUAUUAUAUUAUAGAGAUGCAAGAAGUUUCUCAAAAUAUCAGAUUGGUACAAUUGACUCUGAACAAGGUGUUACAAUUGAAGGACCCUUGAAGGUUAAAGAAGACUGGAACCUGGCCCACUUGAUACAAGGCUAUUAAUAUUUUUCCCCUCUUGUUUAAGGUUUUGCUAAAUAUUUUAAUAUUUUGUGAUUGCAAUUCAGUAAACUAUAAUGAAUUAAAAUAC